CACCCUCCUCCCUGCAUGCCUCAGGUGGUUCUGGAAAACAAGGCAGGAGUCCAGGGACACCUUGGAAGACGGACGCUGACGUCAGCGCCAGCUUUGAUUGACGAGAUGCCGGAAUCGGCCGUGAAGUCCACCUCCAACAAAUACCAAGUCUUUUUCUUUGGGACUCACGAGACGGCGUUUUUGGGCCCCAAAGACCUCUUUCCAAAGUGCAAGGUGAAGUUUGGCAAGGCCAACAAGCGGAAGGGCUUCAGCGAAGGCCUGUGGGAGAUCGAGAACAACCCGACGGUCAAGGCCUCGGGGUACCAGCCCACCCCAAAGAAAAGGUCCCUGGCGGAGGAAGCGGAAGCCCCCCGGGAGAGGGAGCCGGGGGGCCUCGUAGAGAAGAAGGGCAGCCCCGAAGGGAGCAGUGAUGAGGAGGAGGGCGCCCUGGUGAUCGACGAGCAGUCUAAGGAAAAGAACGAGAAGGCCGGCAGCCGCAAGAGGAAAGCCACGGAGGAGGAGGAGGCCACCCGGGAGGAGGGCUCCUCCCCGAAACGCAGCAAGGCAACGGAGGAGGAGGAGGAGGAGGCAGCGGAGGAGGAGAAGACGGACAGCGAAGGCGCCCCCAAAGAGGCGGCAGAGAAGCAGAGGAGUGGCCUCCCUGAAGGGGGGGGCCGGGAUCAGAACAGCGACCCAGCAAAGAAAGGGGGGGAGGAGAACGAGGAGGAGGAGGAGGAGGAGCUCAGCGAUCACAAGGAGAGGUAGAGCGGGCUGGGGGGGGGGAGGCUGGAUCUCGCUCUGCGUGACAGCAGGGAAUGUGCCCACGUCUCUGCCCCGUCCUGUGUCGUCGUCUCCCCCACACACACACACACACAGACGCUUUCCCCCCAGUUGCAUUCUGGGAGUCCUGGCCUGAGGCCCAGCUGCCGUGCCCGGCUCCCUCGCCACCUCCGCUCUGGGGGGCACCCCUGCGUGAAGGGGGGGGGCUUUGUCACGGUGGACUUUAUCCCGUGUACCCCGUUUCAGAGGUCUGAUCCGCUUGAUCCGUGAGCGUUGUCCUCACCAGAGACUUCAGAAAUAGCUGUACAAAUAAGACCCCGGAAAGGGCCCACUUCACCUGCCCCGGGGCAAUACUUAGAAGAAGUGAGGGCCGCGUUUAGUCUUCCGCCAGCAAGCCCAGCAGAAAACUUCAGCAGGGUGACGAUCAUAAUCAAAAAGAGACACAGCUCUUUUAAUUAGACAAGAUAGUACAAACUAGAGACAAGAACAAGUUAACCCUGAAACCACUGAGAGACUGCCUGCAAGGAACGCCAACUCCUAACGUCGUUCAAUUAUGAGCUUUAAAGCUAGUCAAAUAACUGCCUUGGAGUGCUUCAGAGGGUUUAGGAAGACAGACAGACAGACAGACAGAAAUCUCCCCUCCCUCCUUGGACAGUAGCUCUUCGACGUGGCGCUUUUUAUAGGCAAAGGUGUACCGCCUCCACUGCCUUAGAAAACCGAUGGCUGUCGAGGUAAAUGAUUGAUUUGCAGUUUGACUCCAAUGCAAUCGUAUACAGGUGUGAGCUGAGAGUUGAUAGCAGAACCUUACUAGUAAUUAAAAGACAAGAAUCCUACCUUUUCCUUCAACUUCAUUCAUUGGCAGUCAAAGAUCAGACAGGUCACUGCUUUCCCUCACCAGCUGGUGAGUUCUCCGCAGCAGAGGGUGUGUGAACAGGACACGCGAGAGCAUAGGGGGGUGUGUGUGUGUGGCCGUGUGGAUCAUGGGGAUGGUG
This is a messenger RNA of Gekko japonicus, 1751 nucleotides long. RefSeq names its product hepatoma-derived growth factor (gene HDGF). Gene Ontology annotation, biological process: regulation of transcription by RNA polymerase II. Lineage: Eukaryota; Metazoa; Chordata; Lepidosauria; Squamata; Gekkonidae. The record is from RefSeq and is a predicted model, not a curated record. Gene Ontology annotation, cellular component: nucleus. Gene Ontology annotation, molecular function: transcription coregulator activity; double-stranded DNA binding.